Messenger RNA from Elaeis guineensis (African oil palm), 2349 nucleotides. Its product is annotated as probable E3 ubiquitin-protein ligase ARI7. The record is from RefSeq and is a predicted model, not a curated record. NCBI's taxonomy places the organism in Eukaryota, Viridiplantae, Streptophyta, Magnoliopsida, Arecales, Arecaceae. Gene Ontology annotation, molecular function: zinc ion binding; ubiquitin-protein transferase activity. Gene Ontology annotation, biological process: protein ubiquitination.
UCUAUUUUUUAUGCAAAAAGCCCACAAGAUUCCUCCCUUCCAGUAAAAAUCCAAGACCCAAACCCCAGCUCCCAUUCCGCCCCCACCCGCCCCCCCCUCCAAUCUUCCACCAUUCUCUUCCUCAAAUCCGAUCUCCUCGCUCUCUCCAUCGAUCGGAUCCUCCCUAUUCCGGCCCCGAUCCUCCCGAUUCGAGCCCUAAUCGCCCGUUCCGGCGGAAUUCUAGGGUUUCUGGGGCGCCUGGGGCGGGGGAUCGGGGGCCGGUGGGGAGAGAUGGACUCUGAGGACGACAUGCAUGAUGCGAAUGAUUUGGAGUCCCUGGACGACGACUUCUACAGCGGGGAGACUGCGAUGGGCAGCGACGAUGGCGAUGGCGACUACGAUUUUGUCGAUAACGAGUCGGACGGCUCCGAGGACAUCACCUCCCAUCGCCAGCAGCAAAAUUAUGCUGUUUUGAGCGAAGCUGAUAUACGGCUGCAUCAAGACGAAGACAUAAACAGGGUGUCUACAGUACUUUCAAUAUCAAGAUCUGCAGCAUUCAUCCUUUUGCGCUAUUUUAACUGGAGUGUCAGUAAGGUGCAUGAUGAAUGGUUUGCAGAUGAAGAAAAUGUUCGGAAGGCUGUUGGCUUGUUGGAGAAUCCAGUGGAAAUGCUGAAUGCUCGGGAACUGACUUGUGGCAUUUGUUUUGAAGACUAUCCCCGUAAUAACAUGAGUGCUGCUGCUUGUGGUCAUCAUUUUUGUGGUGCAUGCUGGAGAGGUUAUAUGAGUACAUCAAUAAGUGAUGGCCCAGGAUGCUUAAUGUUGCGAUGCCCUGAUCCAUCAUGUGGUGCUGCUGUUGGUCAAGACAUGAUUAAUGUCUUAGCUACCGAUGAAGAUAAAAAGAAGUACCUGCGUUACUUUCUUAGAUCUUAUGUUGAAGAUAACAGAAAGACGAAAUGGUGUCCUGCUCCUGGUUGUGAGUUUGCAGUGGAAUUUGUGAUGGGUAGUGGAAGCUAUGAUGUUUGUUGCAAUUGUUCAUACAACUUUUGUUGGAAUUGUACUGAGGAAGCUCAUCGGCCUGUGGACUGUGGCACAGUAGCAAAGUGGAUAUUGAAGAAUAGUGCAGAGUCUGAAAAUAUGAACUGGAUAUUAGCUAAUUCCAAGCCUUGUCCAAAGUGCAAGCGUCCCAUUGAGAAAAACCAGGGGUGCAUGCAUAUUACAUGUACACCUCCUUGUAAAUUUGAGUUUUGCUGGUUAUGUCUUGGUGCAUGGUCAGAACAUGGGGAGAGAACUGGUGGUUUCUAUGCUUGCAAUCGUUAUGAAGCGGCCAAGCAGGAGGGGGUGUAUGAUGAAUCUGAAAGGAGGAGAGAAAUGGCUAAAAACUCUCUUGAGAGAUACACACAUUAUUAUGAGCGAUGGGCCACGAAUCAGUCAUCAAGGCAGAAGGCACUUGCAGAUCUACAUAGUAUGCAAACUGAAAAGCUUGAGAAGUUGAGCGACCGACAAAGCCAACCUGAGUCCCAGCUCAAGUUCAUAUUAGAAGCCUGGUUACAGAUUGUGGAAUGUAGACGAGUAUUAAAGUGGACAUAUGCAUAUGGAUAUUACCUGCCUGAGCAUGAGCAUGCCAAAAGGCAAUUCUUUGAAUAUUUGCAAGGUGAGGCUGAGUCUGGGUUAGAGCGGCUCCACCAAUGUGCAGAAAAGGAGCUCCAAGUCUACCUUGAUGCAGAAACUCCCAUGAAGGAGUUUAAUGACUUCCGUACAAAGCUUGCUGGGCUAACCAGCGUAACUCGAAACUAUUUUGAGAACCUUGUUCGAGCCCUGGAGACUGGCUUGAAGGAUGUUGGCUCUACAAAUAGCCAGGCUACAUGCAGCAAGACUUCGAGCUCCAAGAGCCUCGGUGGCAAGAGUAAGAGCGGAAAGAUAAAGGCAGCUGGGACCAGCUCUAGAUCUGGUGGUCCAAGCCGCAGCUUGGAUGAAAGCAAUCUCUGGUCGUGUGAUCACUGCACCUUUGCCAACCCCAGGUCCACCAACACAUGCCAGAUGUGUGAGCAUCACCGGUAGGCCAUGUAGAGCUAUCUCUUGCAUCCAGAUGUUAUUUUUAUCUGUAAAAAUCCUCUUCCUGUAACCUGUUCCACUGGCCUGACUUCUUGGUAGAAUCAUGUUCCAUGAUGCUGGCAAGAAAUGUAUUUUUAAUCACCUCCUAGGUUGUGAGUGCUUGAGGAAGUGGAAUAAAAAAGGAAGGGAAAACAGCAGCAAAGAAGGAAGCAAAAAGCUGCCUCUUCAUGUAGUGCUCUGUUGUUGACUAGUGACAAGUGAAACAUCAGUUCAUUAUCUGUAUAUAUAUUUAUCUCAUUAUGUGCUUCCGUUGCUUAA